Messenger RNA from Brassica napus (rape), 1882 nucleotides. RefSeq names its product probable long-chain-alcohol O-fatty-acyltransferase 4. Bases 27 to 1040 code for a protein of 337 amino acids. The record is from RefSeq and is a predicted model, not a curated record. The transcript has a single exon. NCBI's taxonomy places the organism in Eukaryota, Viridiplantae, Streptophyta, Magnoliopsida, Brassicales, Brassicaceae. Gene Ontology annotation, biological process: lipid metabolic process.
CAAUGCAAAAACAAAAGAUUUGAGAGAUGGAGGGAGAAACCAUAAGUCUCGUCAUAGUAUGCGUUUCUGCUAUAGUUUCUACAUCUUACUGUUACUACAUAUCAACCAGAAUCAAAGCUGGAGUUUUUAGGCUAAUCUCUGUUCUUCCCGUUUGUGCUUUGUUUCAAAUUCUUCCUAUGUUUUUCUUUACUCUUCAUAUCUCUUGUUCCUUAUCUGUUUUCCUUUCAUGGCUCGCUGGUUUUAAACUCAUACUCUUCUCUUUCGAUCAAGGUCCUCUUUUCCCACUUCCCCCAAAUAUCUUCCGAUUCAUUUGCUUCACUUGCUUGCCCAUCAAGGCCCAACAAAACCCUAAUUCUAAAACUCAAUUUCCCAAAUGGGUUUUCCCCAUCAAAGUUGCCAUAUUUGGUGUGGUUGUACAUAUGUAUGAUUACAAACAAUAUAUGUCUCCACUUGUGCUAUUGGCUAUAUAUCCUCUGCAUAUAUAUUUGGAGCUAGAAAUUGUUUUGAUGCUCGUCAAACUUUUGGUUUUUAUCAUUCUUGGGUGUGAUCUGGAGCCGCAGUUCAAUGAACCAUACUUAGCCACCUCUCUUCAAGACUUCUGGGGUCGCCGGUGGAACCUUAUGGUCACGCAACUUCUUAAGCCGGCUAUAUACAUCCCCGUGUGGCGGCUUUGCAAUGGCCGAAUGAGCUCCGAUCAUGCUAGGUUUUUGGCGGUUAUGGCGACGUUCAUUUUCUCUGGUGUAGCACACGAGGUGUUCUUUUUCACUUUAACGUUUGAGAUGCCUACAGGAGAAGUGGCUUGUUUCUUUGUGUUACAUGGAGUUUGCACUGCCGCUGAGAUAGCUGCGAAGAGGACCGAGUUUGUGCGGCGGUGGAGGGUGAGUCCAACAGUGUCGCGGCUGUUUACGGUGGGAUUUGUGGUUAUGACGAGUGGUUGGUUGCUUUUCCCUACGGCUGCAAGAAGCAACAUGCUGGAUAGAGCCGCUAAUGAAGCCUUGUUGUCCAUUGAUUUCUUCAAGCGCACGUUUUUGUACUUAUAAUAAAUUGUCCAAUCAUGAUUUAUGGAUUUAUGUGCUUCUGAAUUAUCAAUCUGAUGAGACUAUAAGUGAUGUUAGAUUGGUGAUGAUGAGUAUAUUGUAUUUUAAUAUUUUUUUAUAUUGCAAAUAAUUAAAUUGCCAAUGUUUUGUUCCUGAGAUAAAGGACAAGAGAGUAUCUCAUGUUCUCAUUUCACGUUGCAUAGUUGCUUAGUUGUUUCGUUGCUUUCACAGCUGUAGAAACGUGUAGUUCCAUAUCUAUUGUAAAUAGAAAAGAAAACAAAGAAAAAAGCAGAUUGACUUUACUAGAAAAACUUGUGUUUGUAUUUGUGUCUACACAAAUAUCUUAAUUUUUGAAGAGGAACUUUAAUCGGUAUUAAAGCAAUCUUGUGUUCUAAGGUAUCAACGGAUCUCUCUACUUCUUCGAGCUAGUCUCUCCUUUUAACAUUUCUAUCCUAUGUUUUAUUGUUUUCAUGUUAUUGUUGUUCAUCUUUCCGUCGAGUAUAUCUCCGGUUGUAACCGUUUUAACCCCUUAGGUUUAAAUUAAUGAAUUUUGUGCACAAAAAAAAGUAUCAAAAGAAUGAUCACAUUUACUCUUAACACAAUCAUAUAUCGUUUGUUGAGAUGCUAAAUAUAACUUAAGACUGAAGAGACGUUAUAUACUGGAAACGUCUUCUUUUAUGGUUUGUUGUCUUAGUUUUUUUUUUUUAGUGGUUAAUUCAUUGGGAUCUGUAGAUUUGACGAGUGGUUGGUUGUUUUUCCCUCCUCUUAUAAGAAGUGGCAUGUCCAAUUAGACUCCCUAACGAAUCCUUGUCGUUCAUUGAUUUUGUCAAGGACAAUUUUUCUAC